AACCACCACAAACGCCACCGAAUCCAUCUUUUGCCGAGGAUAGAAUACACACCUCUACCCCUUACGAGGUUGGUGCCGAGGUAACUUCCGAUGUACCGGCAGCUCCAACUACAAAAGACGAAAAGAAAGAAAAGAAGAAAAGCAAGAGCACGGUAUCGAAAAUCUACGAACGGCUCACGUUCCGAUCCUCGAAGAAGAUCCAGGUCGAAGUAAUGGCAGCCGUCGGCGGUGACGAUGAUAAUGAUGCCUCGGCCAAGGUAGUACUGCGCGAGCAGGAUUCGGAAGGGGAAGCGCACCCAUCGAGCACGUUGACGGAAUCGCGAAAAUCCUUCGUUUCUUCACUUGAAAUUCCAACGAUAAUGGUGGAAGAGGAAGACCAAGCGACGGUGGCCAGCGACCGCGAACCAUCGUCACCGGAUCAACCGGGACCGGUGGACACUUCGGAGCAAAAGAUUCUCGAAGCGAUCAGCACGGUGAGCCAAAGGAUCGAGAAUCUUUCGAAAAGUUUCAACGAUCUUUCACUGACGGAAGGUGAAUUAGCGGGCCGGGAAUCGGUGAGUUCGGCCACGGAUGAGACAACUCGGUUGCUUAGCGAGGUUCGCCCGAACCCAUCGUUUCUGUUCCGAGAAACUGGCGGCAACAAAGCUGCCCCGCUCAGUCAGCGGAAUCUCGUGGAAGCGGUCAAUACGGUUGUCAUCAACAAAUCCGUCUCGAUGGAUGAUCAUCAGUUCCCGUGCUUCCGCGGGGCCACCAGUAGGUUGAGCUGGAACGAGCGCACAGCAACGCAGCGAGCCAACCAGGACCAGGAUUCUGACUAUGAGCCCGUCACGAAGCCGGCCUACGAGCGUACGGCGGCGAGUGGCGUACGAGGAAUGACCACCAUUAGCCCCGCCAGUGCGAUCGAUUUGACCGAGCUAACGUCAAAGAUCGAAUCGUUCGUUCACAAAUCGAAGCGUGAAUCCGAGAACCUCUAUCAAAGCAUCACGAAGCCAAGGGUGAGCGAACUGGCAGGAGAUGCGGCACUUGGCAGUACCAGUUACCAUCACCUCCGGCCAGACGUUGACACGAUCAGUGUUAACAGCUAUGAAUCGUUUGAAAACUACGAAUCGAUCGAACACCACCACGCUGGUAGUGGCAGGGACCCAGCGAAGGAUGAUGCUGGUCGCGAAGAGGACACGUACGAGAUUUGUAGUCCAUUGCCACCGGAUCUACCACCGGCCCGGGAUGAGCACGCCCGGGGAAAUGAUCUGACACUGCCCCAACCAAAGCGCAUCCUAUCGUCCUCACCAAAGACACUGCCGAAGCACCUACAGAUGACUUACCAGUCCAACUAUGAGCGGAUCAAGUACAGCAAGAUACCACCACGGCCACCGAAACCGGAUGACGUGCCGCUACCACCGCGCAACCACACCACCAGUACACCGUGCACUACACCGACCAGCGUGAUCGAUCGUACCGAUGCGCUCUUCAGUAGCAUUAGUGAGAGCCCCUUCUCGACUCCGGGUCCGGAGACCGAUUUGCUGGACAAAUCACCCCACGGACAGCGGGAGCAGAUCUACGAGGAGAACAUCUAUGAUACGAUCCGCAGCGCCGACGAUAUGCUGGAUUACGACGAUCCAGCCGGUAGCGCUGAGGGAGGUGUCGGUGUGCCGAGUGACGAUCAGAGCGAACUACAAGAGCCGGACAUCGGCCAACCGGUCAAGCAGCACCGGCAUCGAAUGGUAACAUCACAACAGCAGCAACGGCAACAAGAGUCCCCACCCGGGGACACCGUGUCGUUGGUGUCCUCCAACUGUUACGAAUCGAUCGGUUCCCGGCUCGACUACGUUCGGAGUGCUGCGAUGAAGCGUGCGAUCGCCGGUGGUUCCACGACGACGCUCGCCUCCGACCAGAUCACCAACAGUCUGUACGGUACGACGGCGGGUCUGUCGAGCUUAACACCACCAAGUGAACGUGGUAGUGACACAAGCAAUAGCGCCGAUUGGACCGACAUCUCAUCGGAUGAGGAGUACGUCGGUGGUGGUGGCGCAGUCGAUGAAGCGAUGCGAUCCAACGAUGGAACGGCGAUGGCUACUGGUGCCACGGCGACGGUCAGUUCCAAGCGCCCGAACUUUAUCGUGGUACGCGAGCGCAAACGGAUCCACCAUACACCGUUAAGGUCGCGCAAAGUGGCGCGAAUCCCGCACCCCAAGAUAGACGACGAUUCCGACCAUCACUAUGAAUCACUGUACUCGAUCGGAUCGAACGAUCGAUUUGGCCGGAAGGGCAGCGAACGCGAGUCAUCCGCCAGGAUGGCUCCCGGCCUGUCCACUACAGAGAACGUCGCUGAGACCACUGGAAGCUUCCAGCAACAUCGUGGCCCGUCCGGGCACGAGCCCACGCUGCCACUGAAUGAUGAUGAGUUCGAUUCGUUCGAUAGCGACGACAGUGAGGAGGAUGGCGAUGAGGAAGAGGAAGAUGAGCGAAACCGGAACCGCACCGACAGUGGUGUGGACAUCCGGAAUGCAAAGCUACCAGAUCCACCGCCCUCGAACAACCAAGUGUACGUGCUAGUCCAGAAGAUCAAAAACCUCGGUACGCUGUCCAAGUCCGAGAUCGCCAAGGGCUUCAAUAAGUUUUCCAAAAAGAACAAACCCGGUAAGGGAGGCGGCGGUAGUACAGCGACCGGUGGCGGUGGCCCUGUGGGUGAUGCUAGUGCCACCUACGAGAACGCCAUUCUGCCACCGAAACCCACGAAAGCCAGCCAAAGCAAGCAGUCGCAGCAGUCGUCCAAGUCUUCCUUUCGUCUAGCGCUCCCUUUAGGCGGAACCGAGCGGGCUCCAAAACCACCGCCCGAAGAUUACGUCAAUACCGCAUUCCCAACAACGGUGGCAGCUCCUCCUGUCAGCAGUGGUGUGCCCCCCACGCUAUCCUCAUCGCUAUCGGUAUCUUCCUCAUUAUGUUCGCCCAACUCGUCAGGUAGUGUGAUGACACAUUCCGCCAGUGCACUACUGCUUCAACCUCCUGCACCUUCAGCAACCUCCGGAGGUUUCCGGAGUACCAGCGAAUCCAGCAACGUCAGCAGCAGUGUUCCGGUUGAUCAGGCGACACGCAAAAAAUCCAAAAGUACCAAAUCGUUGCGCUCGAAGUUGCGCAAAAGUCUCGUUGCCGAUUCGACGUCCCUUAACAUUGGCAGCUCGUUCAAUGGAUCCCGAAGUACGUUCUACGUGACGACCUGUGGGGCGGCCGAUGUGGACUCGGGCAUUUUCAACGGUCUACAUAGCUCGUCCGGAACACUCGCUCCCAUCAGCACCAGCACCACGGUUUCGCCUUCCUCUCCAUCACCAUCAUCGGUGGAUGAUCGACGGAAGUCGAUCGCCGGGACUGGUACCACAGCUGGUGGUGGUGGCCCAACGAUACGACCAACCAUUCCACCACCACCACCUCCAUCGACCGGUGGCGAUGGUAAUCGGCGCAGUUCCGGCCUCUCGACGGUCUCGGGUGCGGCCAGCACCAAGUCAACGCGUAAGCUCGGUGCCACCUCCUGGUAUGCCGAGUGUGGUGUCUUUAUGCAAUCCAACGUCGCGACCGCACGGUCACCGUCACUGUUGAAGGACGACGCUAGUGCAGGUGGGGGAGCCUCACCGGUAGAUCACCGUGGACCAGCAGCCGGGUCGGCUUCGUGGUACGCCGAGAUUUAUCAAACGAGCGGAUCAUCGGUGGCCAGUUCGAGCGAAAGCUCCGGUGUUUCGACGGGUGGUGAGGGAGGUCCCGGUGAUGACCAUUCUCAUUCGAUGUUCGUCAACGAACCGCUGUACCAGAUCUACAAUGCGGCUAAGCUGGAAUCGAUUACACGCGACAUCGAUGCCGAGAUCAGUGGUCAAACGGAGGCCGAACUGUAUGAUGAUGGGUACGAGAAGAUAUCGGAUCGUGGCCAGGCGGACGAGGAUGCGGGACACGUUGGUGGAGGAUCCGGUGGUAGCUCAAUCUACGGAGACGACCACCGGACCAUCUCUGACCACACUUUCCGCAAACCAUCUCGCCCGACCGCACUCGAGCUGAUUGAACCACACGUUGGCAAGCUGCGAACGCUCUGGUGCGAGAUACCGGAAGUGCGCAACUCGGAAAUACUUGCCACACUGACACCGACGGAGAAGCGGCUGCAGGAGGCCAAGUUCGAGAUACUUACCUCGGAAGCAUCGUACCUGAAGUCACUGAAUCUACUGCGGACGCACUUCGUCAACCAUCCGGCGUUCCGGGACGUGCGCAUACUCAGUUCGUCCGAGCGCAAGACGCUCUUCUCCUCCAUCAUCCCGGUGCAGGAGUGCUCGGAUCGGUUGCUAUGCGAUCUCGAGAACUGCUGGCAGGAUAAUAUCAUGCUGCUCGGGCUAAGCCACAGCAUCUACAAGCACGCCGAGAAGCACUUCCACGUGUACGUCUCGUACUGUGAGCAUCAGGCCAAGAUCGACCGGACGCUCAAGGCACUGCGAGCCAAUAAGCCCGAGUUUGCGAAGACGCUUACCGUGCUCGAGUCCGAUCCGGUGUGCUGCAGCCUUAGCCUUUCCUCGUUCCUGAUGCUACCGAUGCAGCGCAUCACCCGGAUGCGGCUACUGCUCGAUGCCGUUCUGCAGCGCUGCCGGUCGGAUGAUGAUGAGUUCGAUAGCUGGGAGAAAACGUUCGUCCUGAUUAACCGUAUCCUGACUCGGUGCAACGAUGCCGCACACCGGAGCGAACAGUUGUACGAGAUGGAACGGUUAUCGCGCCAGAUCGAGUUUCCAACGCACAUCCGACCGCUACCGAUCGUACCGUGCGGUAUUGGGGCGGCACCGAGCAGUAUGCACCGCAGCCUGGAGAAACGGGGUGAACUGGUGCACCUGCUGUGGCGUGGCGAUGAUGCCAAGCUGACGUUCGGCAAGAAGUUCUCCAAAAGCAACGUGUACGCGUUCCUGUUCACCGAUCUGCUCGUGCUGACCAAGAAGAAAAGCGAUGAAAGCUACCUGGUGGUCGACUACUGUCAACGGGCACUGCUCGCGGUGAGCUCGGGAGACGUCGUGCCAGGAUUACCGGCCAAGGAGAUGCAGGCCCUAGGCAAGAACCUCAUCAUCAUGACGUUGCUGGAGAACCACGAGGGCAAAACGAUCGAAAUGAUUCUAAGCUGCCCCACGGAGACGGAACGCGAACGGUGGCUGAUGGUGGCGGAACCGCCGGCUUCGGAAAACCCCGACGAGAAAAUCUACGAACAGUGGGACUGUCCGCAGGUGAUAGCGGUUCAUCCGUACCGGGCCCUCCAACCAGACGAGCUCGAUCUCGACAUCAAGGAUGUGGUGAACGUGCAUCGCAAAAUGGCCGACGGUUGGUACGAGGGUGAGCGCAUCCGGGAUGGUGCCGUCGGUUGGUUCCCGAGCAACUACACCAAGGAAAUCCCGUCGGCGCACAUUCGGGCAAAGCACAUCAAGCAGCGGCACAUGCUGCUGACCUACACCUCGAAGUACAUCGAUACGGCCAGCAAAGGCCAAUCGCAGCACCAGCAGCAGCAACAGCAGCACUAUUAUCACCAUCACCAGCACCAUAGUCAUCCCCUGAAUGCUCAUCAGCAUGUGCAGAGUCAGGGCAAAAAGUGAUCGCUACAGUAGUACUGGGUUCCUAUCUCAGCAACACUGUUUUGAAUAGUACUAGUAAUAGUAGAAGUAGCAAUAACAGUACUAGUAUCAACGAGGCAGCAUUUUACUGAACACCGGUAUAGCGAUAAGGAAAAGGCAGAAGAUGUUUAGUAGACGGGAGUGAAUCAGCAGAGUAAUAGUAGCGUUAAGUAAGGUGCGUGCAAAUAGAGGUACGGUAGCCUUACCACUAGUUAGGCAGUUGCAUGUUUAAGUUUCCCAUCCCAUAAGUAGGUUUUGAAUUCCAAAUAAUGCCAAGUUUUGUUCUAUUUCAUUGUUAUUUGAAUUGAAGUAAAGUUGAAAAUUGAAUUAC
Molecule: messenger RNA, 5949 nt
Organism: Anopheles darlingi
Lineage: Eukaryota; Metazoa; Arthropoda; Insecta; Diptera; Culicidae
Exons: 7
Coding region: 213-5600 (1795 amino acids)
Biological process (GO): activation of GTPase activity
Molecular function (GO): protein binding; guanyl-nucleotide exchange factor activity
Source: RefSeq, a predicted model, not a curated record